AUGGCACGGUGCGCGGCGGGCGUGAAUUACAAGCAAAACGUGAUUAUUCUCGCUAGUGGCGUGAGGCGUCCCAGUAACUGUCAGCAGGUAUUUGGGUAUUUUCCUUACGACAAAGGACUACCAAAGCGUGUCCUGUUUAUUGAUGUGUUUAGGUGUCUAGUCUGGGAUCUGCGGCUGUGGCAUGUGACGGUGUUUGCUGUUGCUGUUGCUGUCACUAUUGUCAUAUUGGUAGCAAAUUGUAUUAUUUCCGAGCCAUGCAACACGCCACUCUCGGACAUGCAAGAGUGUGAUGAGCAAGGCCGAGGGGGAAAUGGACCCAAGGCGGAAGUGAACCUCUCCGUGGACCUGAGAAGCAACACGCUGCCCUUCACGAUCCCUCGGCUUGGCACGAAGGCCGCCGUGGUGCCGAUUUCGCUGCCGCUGUCGUGGGACGCCGCCAUCCCCCGCCUGUGGGAGGUGCGCGCCAGGAUGGAUGAGAUGAAGCACUCCAUACCCGCCAUUACUAUUUCUCAGCACACCAUACCCGCCAUUACUAUUUCUCAGCACACCAUACCCGCCAUUACUAUUUCUCAGCACUCCAUACCCGCCAUUACUAUUUCUCAGCACACCAUACCCGCCAUUACUAUUACUCAGCACACCAUACCCGCCAUUACUAUUACUCAGCACACCAUACCCGCCAUUACUAUUUCUCAGCACACCAUACCCGCCAUUACUAUUUCUCAGCACACCAUACCCGCCAUUACUAUUACUCAGCACACCAUACCCGCCAUUUCUAUUGCUCAGCACACCAUACCCGCCAUUACUAUUACUCAGCACACCAUACCCGCCAUUUCUAUUGCUCAGCACACCAUACCCGCCAUUACUAUUACUCAGCACACCAUACCCACCAUUACUAUUACUCAGCACACCAUACCCGCCAUUACUAUUACUCAGCACACCAUACCCGCCAUUGCUAUUACUCAGCACACCAUACCCGCCAUUUCCAUUACUCAGCACACCAUACCCGCCAUUACUAUUACUCAGCACACCAUACCCGCCAUUACUAUUUCUCAGCACACCAUACCCGCCAUUACUAUUUCUCAGCACACCAUACCCGCCAUUACUAUUACACAGCACACCAUACCCGCCAUUAUCACCCCGCACACCAUACCCGCCAUUACUACUACACAGCACACCAUACCCGCCAUUACUAUUUCUCAGCACACCAUACCCGCCAUUACUAUUACUCAGCACACCAUACCCGCCAUUACUAUUACUCAGCACACCAUACCCGCCAUUACUAUUUCUCAGCACACCAUACCCGCCAUUACUAUUUCUCAGCACACCAUACCCACCAUUACUAUUACUCAGCACACCAUACCCGCCAUUACUAUUUCUCAGCACACCAUACCCGCCAUUACUAUUACUCAGCACACCAUACCCGCCGUUUCCAUUACUCAGCACACCAUACCCGCCAUUACUAUUACUCAGCACACCAUACCCGCCAUUACUAUUUCUCAGCACACCAUACCCGCCAUUACUAUUACUCAGCACACCAUACCCGCCAUCACUAUUACUCAGCACACCAUACCCGCCAUUAUCACCCCGCACACCAUACCCGCCAUUACUAUUUCUCAGCACACCAUACCCGCCAUUACUAUUUCUCAGCACACCAUACCCGCCAUUAAUAUUUCUCAGCACACCAUACCCGCCAUUACUAUUUCUCAGCACACCAUACCCGCCAUUGCUAUUACUCAGCACACCAUACCCGCCAUUACUAUUACUCAGCACACCAUACCCGCCAUUACUAUUACUCAGCACACCAUAACCGCCAUUGCUAUUACUCAGCACACCAUACCCGCCAUUACUAUCACCCCGCACACCAUACCCGCCAUUUCCAUUACUCAGCACAUCUGCCCUUACUAUUUUCCCUUUGGCGUGAUAACCGAGCCUUAG
Penaeus chinensis is the source of this 1935-nucleotide messenger RNA. RefSeq lists its product as uncharacterized. Lineage: Eukaryota; Metazoa; Arthropoda; Malacostraca; Decapoda; Penaeidae. The transcript has 6 exons. The record is from RefSeq and is a predicted model, not a curated record. Bases 1 to 1935 code for a protein of 644 amino acids.